This is a messenger RNA of Phlebotomus papatasi, 3234 nucleotides long. RefSeq names its product glutaredoxin domain-containing cysteine-rich protein CG31559-like. The record is from RefSeq and is a predicted model, not a curated record. NCBI's taxonomy places the organism in Eukaryota, Metazoa, Arthropoda, Insecta, Diptera, Psychodidae. Bases 1304 to 2923 code for a protein of 539 amino acids. Gene Ontology annotation, biological process: sensory perception of sound. The transcript is spliced from 6 exons.
GGAGUCUCUUGUUGCACUCAAGGACGCGCAGAUGCUUUGCAUCACAAUCCACAAUUCGACCGUCACGGUGGAUAAAUUCAGGUGGUAAUUUUCACAUCUCUUUUCUCUCUAUGCAUCUGAUUAGAGAUAGUGAGUGGUGCAGUGCUUUUCAAGUGAUUGGAAAUAUUUCAGAAAUUUCCUCUGUGAUUAGGCUUCUGUGCGAGGUGUCAUUAACCCCUUAUUGCCAAUUGGUUUAUCUCAAGUGUUUAUCAAUUGAUUACCUUCAUUUUGGAUGCAAUUGAAAGGUCUGAAAUCACCUGUCCAGGGAAAGAAUAAAUCACGAAGGUCAGAUGCAAUAAAAAGUGCUACGGUGAGCAGUUGGUACUACUGCAAAUUGUGCAGCAAGAGACAAAUUAAUCAGCAUUUCUUGCAUUUCUUGGUGAAACUUGUGAAAAAUUCUCAUAAAUCCGUCAUAAAAGGCUAUGUACGUGAGUGUGCUGAAAAGAUCUUGAGUGGAACAUUAACAUUUGGGUGAAGUCGCACUAAAUAUUUUGGAAUUCAUGUUGGAGUAGUGACUUUUCGCACUUUUCCCACUCCAUCAGGGACAUAUGGCACAAUUGUCGAGGUUUAGUAUCAGGUGAAAUAUAUAGGAGAGGUGGGAUAAAAAAAAAUCGUGGCUUAUCGUGGAAGUGUUGGGGGGCAUAAAUCGCGCUUUUGCACUCAAUUCCCGCGCGCGCAAAUGCUCACCGUGUGAAUCCGGACAGUUGGUUCGUUCGAUUUUGUGGUUGAGUCUUGAGUUUAGUCUCCGAGAAUCAGUUGGCUCGUAUCGCGACUUCGCCAUCGAUGAGGUGUGCUCGCACCGUUAUAAAAUUGCACAGAAUCAUCAUUACACGUCGUUAAAUAUCUGUGAUUUGCCUUCUUGCUAAACAGGAAAGUGUCUUUCUUUUAUUUAAUGUAGAACCCCAGGUAAUCCCUACCCAAUUAGUGCAAGAGAUUUUUUUUUUUUGCAAAUACUUAGUGCAGUGUUGGCAAAUCUUACAAACUCUCCUCAACCUCAAGAGAAUUCUCUCUUGGCGAGUGAUCACAGUGCAUGGAUGAUUUUCAAGAAAGUUUUAUAUAUAGUGUAAGUGUAUAUAGUUAAGUAUUUCCACGUGGAAUUGAGUGCAUUUCACCUGAACGCUAGCCUCCUCCUUCGGGAGUUCCAAGAAGGGGCCCCAGCAGCAAAAAAGAGACUCAACUCUUCUCUCUUUCUCGGAUGGAGCAAUAGGGAAUUUUUCCACUUUGGAUCUUCAGUUAAUACAGUGGUGAACAUCUUUGGAUUGAGAUGGAGUCUUCACGAUCGAAAGUCACCCAGUCUUCGAUGUCUUCGGUUAAUGGAAAGAGUGGUGGAGCAACAGUGUACAUCUCCCCCUCUCCAUCAUUGCUCCUCCAGCGAACGCAACGCGUCUACUCAAGUGCACUGACCGCAUCGACAGCAGCGACAUCGCUACCUGGGGAACAUCAUCAGUUGCCGAAGAAGAGCCACGUUGUAAAGAUUCAAAUCCCGCGCAUCGAGCAUCAAUCGGCCCCGAGAGUCGAUGGUGCUCAGACGUCCACAAAAACCUCAACGAGAGUAUCAAUUGUGCCAAUUGUCGUAGAUCGUGUGCCCAAUAAAUUGCCCAAGGAAUCCCAUACACCCUUUCAGCAGCACGUGGAACAGCCAAAAAUUGCUGAGAUGGUGCAGAAGCACGAGAGCCCAGAUUUGGAUGUUGUGAGCAACUCCUCAUACCUGUACUACAUCCCUAAUACCAUGAGGAGCAGUGGUCAGUGCUCACCCGAUACCCUGGACAGUGGCACGUGUAGCGAUAUGGAGGCUACACCACCACCCUUGCCCAAGAAAAUGUCCAAGAUCCCUGCACCAGCAGGCAGCAGUGGAUCUGUGUCGCCGGUCCAGCAGCAAGGUACCAGCACACCAUCCGGAAGUCCUCAACCACCCGUGAAUGGUGGUACGCGUCACGUGCGAAAUGGCAGUGUCACGGACAGUGAAGAAAGUGAAUCGAGUUUAAGUUGUGAUUCCCUGAAUUGUGCCGAAGUGUUAGGUGACAAGAGUGAAUCGGGUAAAAUGCUCCUGCCCGACUCGCUCCUCAAGGAUAUCCGGAAGCGUUCGGCAGAGCAGGAUAGUGUAAAGAUGGUGGAUUUCACGAUAGAUACAAUGCAGCGCGAUGAUCUUGAGGAUGAAAAGGACCUCGAUCCCAUCUACGACACCGACAGAUUCUACAAAUUCUACAUCAAUGAAUAUGUCCAGGAUCCCGUGACACAGGGCGAACCCAAAAUUGUGGAUACAGAUGAAAGUUUUGCCGGCUACAGAGACAUCCACAGUGGUACAUCGACUAUUCGCAGUUCCAAAGGCACAAUACGAGGUGUUAAAAAUCGCGUGAGGAAUGGCAUUGUCACUUUCCAACAAAUGCAGUCGAAUCUGAAGAACUACAAAGAGAAAGAUGCCGGGAAGGUGGUCCUGUACACAACCAGCAUGGGAAUUGUUCGGGAAACAUAUGCCAAGUGUAAUUGCUUGAAACAAAUUCUGCGGACGCUUUUGGUUAAAUUUGAGGAGCGAGAUGUCUUUAUGAGCACCGAAUAUCAGCAGGAGAUCAAAGAUCGAAUGCAAUGUGAUAAUAUUGAUGUUCCACAGCUGUUUGUCGACGGUCAACAUAUUGGGAAUGCAGAAACCGUUGAACGACUGAAUGAAGAAGGUGAACUGAGGAAAAUGCUGAAAGCCUAUAAGUGCCUGGAUCCUUGCUACACCUGCAAAAUGUGCGGCGGCUACAGAUUGCUCCCAUGUCCUUCCUGCAACGGCUCCAAGAAAUCCGUUCACCGGAAUCACUUCACGGCAGAAUUUGUGUCACUGAAAUGCAUGAAUUGCGACUCAUCCGGCUUAAUCUUCUGCAAUUUCUGCAAAAGCACUUGACACACUGAUGCAGCUGAUCAGAUAUCGAUGAUGGUGGCAAGCCCAUGAUCACCGUGUACGAUUGAUGUAACUGCGUUUGAUGACAAAAAGAAGUAAAAGUAUAAAAUAUGAGAGGAAAUGAGAAAAAAAACCAUUAUAUGUGUAAAUAAAAUUUAAGUCUCCUAAAUUGUGGUUAAUUAAGUAGAAAAUACGGUAGGUUGAAAGAAAGAUGCAUUAGUUGUGUCUCUAGUUCACUGAAUUAUUUUAUUAGCAACAUGUAAGUUAAAUGCAGCUUAAUAAAUUCAGUAAAAUUAUAUUAACCAAAAAAAAAA